UCUCUCUUCCUUUCAGUAUACCAAACUGACCGCCUCUCUUCCUUUCUCUUGAACGUUCCUCUCUAUCUCUCUCUCUCUUUCUUUCUUUCCUUAAUCAUUCUACUUGAUUAUGCUAGAUCCCACAUUAGCCGAUCCUUCGCCUACUGCCAAACCAGUAGCGACGAAGAAAGGGAAUCAGCAGCAAGGAGGUACCGGCAUUCCGGAUUUUGUCAAGAAAUUGUUUUGCAUGCUGGAAGAAUGCAUAUAUCCUCACAUCUUUUCGUGGAGUGCAAAGGGAGAUACGUUCGUUGUCAAGGAUCCAAGCGAGUUCGCCAAAGUGAUCUUACCGAAUCACUUUAAGCAUUCCAACUUUUCCAGCUUUGUCCGUCAGCUCAACAAGUACGACUUUCACAAAGUACGGAACCCUGAUGAUCGACGUCGUCGUGUGUACGGUGACCAGGCCUGGGAAUUCCAACAUCCCAAUUUCAAGUACAACCGAAAAGACCUCCUGGAGGGCAUCAAGAGAAAAGCAACAGGCAAAGCAGCAGCAGCAGCUGCACCACGCGCGGCUGGUAGCGAAGGAGCAUCGGAUGCAUCUGACAACAACAACCGCGGGUCGUCGCCAUCGUCCUGCACGAAGCACGAACUCAAGGAAAUCGCCGUCAAACUUCAAGAACAGAUCCAGCAACUCCAGCAUAGCCAGACCAAAAUGGGUGCUCACAUGCAAGCAUGCGACUUAAAGUACAAUGCAGUGGUCGAUGCGGUUGAGAAAUUCCGAAGCAACAUGGCUGCUCAGGAAACAUUAAUGCGCGAUAUCAUGCAGCAUUUAAUGGCGACUUUUAAUGAGAACAGCAGCGAGAGUCCGCCACCCGACAUGCAAAAGCUGUUACAAACGUAUAACAAAGUGUCACAAGCGAAUAGCGAUCAAAUGAACCGGAUAUCAAAGCUCGUGGAGCACGUGCAACACGACACUGCAGCAAUGGCACCACCGCAAGCAACAACAACAACAACUGCUAUUACUACUACAGCAGCAUUACCAUCAUCAUCAAGCAGUACUGCCACUACCAUUCCGUCGAUGGCCCCUGCCCCUUUUACUUUUGCAGUUCAGAACAACGCAAGCAGCAGCAGCAGCAGCAGCAGCACUAAUAGUAAUAACCCAUACCUCUCAUGCCCAACACCGUCGAUUCCUCAGCCAAUGCCCUUGAAAGUCGCCAUGUCUCCCUCGCUGCGAAGGAAAUCCAAUAUCCUCCCGGGCUGGUCAAUACCCCCUCGCGUGCUGCUGGUCGAUGACGAUCUGAUCUUUCGCCGCCUCUCCACCAAACUGCUGCAGGUAGCAGGCUGCACCAUUGACGUUGCUGCCGAUGGUCUGGAGGCAAUCACAAAGCUCGGAUCCGGAUCCUACGACAUUGUCUUGAUGGAUAUCAUGAUGCCCAAAUUGGAUGGCAUUUCGGCCACACGGAACAUUCGGCAAUAUGAUACGUGGACCCCUAUCAUUUCCAUGACAUCCAACACGACGGAUCGCGAUGUCCAGGAGUACAUUUUGAGCGGCAUGACCGAUGUACUACCCAAACCAUUGGAUCAGCGGACGCUGCGCAAGCUGUUGGAACGCUAUUGCGCCCAUCUCAAGGCGGUUCGCCAAGGCUACUACGGCAGUGCGCUUGAAGGCACACCGCAUGCCAUUGAAGCUGCUGCUGCUGCUGCGGAUGACAGUCAUGGCAAGGGCAAACAGCCCAUGAUUGCCACUCCACCUGUAAUAAUAUCAACCUCGUCUUUUCUCGACUCAAUGCAAACUGACGCAAUACAACCACUGGAACAUCAACAACAACAACAAGCACAUAAUCAUCAUCAUACUCAUCAUCAUCAUCAGCUACAACAUCCGCAUCAUCAUCAAGCACCGCAAGAUAGCUCAAGCCAUCGGUGGCAGGUCUUUGUAAAUAACGCACACUUUGUCCCCACUGCUGCUAGUGCUGCAAUGUCCCACCCGCCGCCACAGCUAACACAGUUGGACGACGACGACAACGACGACGACGACGAGAGUCGUGCGUGGAAGAAGCCAAAGUUGGCAACUACUAUUAACAACGAAUGAGUCAAAGGACCAACAGCAAGAGGAAUGAAUAAAAAGACGUUUUACUACUUGGCUCAUGCAUCAUAGUUAAGAUAAAGGCAGCAGGGCAAUAAAAGAAGGCUCCUUUAAAUCAUUGCUUUUUUGCCCCAAUAAGCACGUACACACCACACACACACACACA
This is a messenger RNA of Zychaea mexicana, 2225 nucleotides long. RefSeq lists its product as uncharacterized. The record is from RefSeq and is a predicted model, not a curated record. The transcript is spliced from 6 exons. Gene Ontology annotation, molecular function: phosphorelay response regulator activity; sequence-specific DNA binding; DNA-binding transcription factor activity. The coding region runs from base 110 to 2065 and encodes 651 amino acids. NCBI's taxonomy places the organism in Eukaryota, Fungi, Mucoromycota, Mucoromycetes, Mucorales, Lichtheimiaceae. Gene Ontology annotation, biological process: phosphorelay signal transduction system; regulation of DNA-templated transcription.